UUUGUAGAAUUAUCAUAAUGGCACAAAAUAAUUCAGAUCCAGGUAAACAUGAAAACAUUCUUUAUAGCCAAGGGUUUAAGUUAAGUUUUAGUAAAAGCGUUGGAGUAGAUUGGAGAGUUCUUGGACUUUGGUUAAAUAUCAAAGAAAACUGUAUUGACAUAAUUGAUCAUGAUAAACCCAAUACCCUUGAAAAAGCAUAUAAAAUGCUAACUAUGUGGAUGGAAAUGAAUGAUAAUCCAACUCUUGAGGAGUUAAAAACAGCUUUAAAGAACAUGGAUAGAAUGGAUCUAAUAAGAAAAAUAGAUGAAUUAACAAAUAUAUCAGAGAUAUGCACAGCACUCAAAGGUUUUUAUCUUACAAAUUAUGGGAAAAUAAAUGAAGUUCAAGUACCACUAAAAUCACCUGCAAAUGUUGGUUUAAUGCAUAAAUUCGUUGAUCUAUGUACUGUUGAUGCAGUUAAUGCUCAAACAGAUGCUGUAUUAAGUGAACGCAAAGAAUUUCUUGAAAAGCAAUUGCGUUUUACACCUAUUCCAUAUAGUGAAAUUUUCAUGAAAGACAAAUCUAUAAUAUUAAUAUCUGGAAUAGCUGGUAUUGGAAAAACAUGGUUGCUUAGAAAAUGUUUGCUUGAUUGGUCAAAUGGUCUAAUUUGGGAAAAUGUUAAACUUGUGUUUUAUUUGGAAUGUAAAAGGCUUAAUCAAUAUCAAAGUAUUUCAAAUAUUAAUGAAUUACUAAAUGUUUUCUACAAAGACAUUGUAAAUGAUUUCGAUAUUAGUAUUUAUUCUGCACUGUUUAUAAUUGAUGGAUUAGAUGAGUUUAAAUAUCUAAAUGAGUUAAUAAAUUGCAGUUCGAGUUAUAACUAUCCAAUUGUUAAUGUCUUAACAGAAAUUCAAAAAUAUAAAUAUGUAGUUGCUGGUAGAGUUUAUGCAAUUGAUCAGUUUCAAAGUAUAUCUACAGAGGAUUGUGAUAAGAUAAACAUUCAAAUUAUGGGAUUUAAUGAAGAUGGAAUAAAUAAUUAUAUAGAAAAUAAUGUUUUAGAGGAAAAUAAAGAUGUUGUGAAAACAACUUUGAAGGAAUCUGCAAUUACAAAAUCAAUGUCAUCUGUUCCAUUUUAUUUAUCUUUCAUAUGUAGGAAUAUUAGUAAUUCAAAAAAUUUAUACAAAAAUUCUUUUUUAACAAUGACAGACUUGUAUGCAAAUAUUUUUUUACACUUUUUGCAAAAACACAUCAUCAAAAACAAUGAAUCGAUUUCUCAAUUUAUGAAAAACAAAUACAAUAAAAAAUAUAUUUUAAACAUUUGUAAAACUGCAUAUCAAUUGCUUGUUGAAAAUAAAGUAAUUUUUUCCAAAGAAGACAUUCAAACUUUUAUCAUUGACUUUGAUAAAAAUGAAGAUAAUUUUUUAGGAUUUAUUGAAAGGAUUAAAACAAGUCUUGGUGAAUAUAUUUAUCAAUUUGCACAUUUGACAAUAAUGGAGUUUUGUGCAUCUAUAUAUGCAUAUAAUUGUUUAAGUAGUAAAGAGAUUAUGACCAAUGAAAAGCUGAAGAGUUGUUUAUCAAUGAUUUAUGGUUUAACCAAUAAAAAUCAAAAUAGUUCCUUAAAAUUUCUUGUUAACCUAAAUCGUUUAAAAAAAACUUGUGAAGAUUCUUUAUUUUUGUUUACUAUUUUUGUAAUGGACAUUUGCUCAUUUGUAAAAUCUCACAAAUGCCAUGAGGGAAUGAUAGUCUACUUAAAUUAUCUCGUCAAAGUGAAGACGAUCGUCAACUUGAAGCUUAUUACGUUAAUUUAUUCAUUGAAUGUUUUUAUGAAAGUCAAUCAUCAUUUACUGAUGAAAUAAAAUUAAUCGUUAAUAAACGAUAUUGGGAGAUUUUCAUUCACGAUGGAAAAACUUCUUACGAAACUUCUUGUGAAAAUUAUUUCGUAAAUCAUUACAUUAAAUCUGGAAGAAAGUUAUCGAAGUUAUAUGUUGAUAAAAAUAUUUUAAGUGAUGAAGAAAAAAAUAUUAUAUUUCAAUGUUCAAUAAAUGUUUGCAGUGUCUUCUUACGUUGUUCAAUUAAAAUCGAAGGAUGGAAACCAAAAGAUAAGAUUGAAAAGUUGUAAAUAGACAUUUCACGUUAUUUAAUAACGAAAAAAGAUUUUGAAGAAAAUUUUCUUCCGUGGAUUAUUCUUUGUUGUGAUGUAUUACGUCUUGACCUUCACGACGACAUCGACAUCAAUUUCAUUGAAGAGAUUUGUGAAUGUGAAUGGACUCGUUGUUCGUUGUUCAAGUUGUAUAUCUACUACCGUAAAAAUUUCUUUUCUAGCUUCAAUUCAUUAAAAGAAUUUAAAACGCGGAAAAAAUGUUUAAUAUCUUAAAUAAAAUAUAAACAAUAAUUAUAAAAUAAU
Hydra vulgaris (swiftwater hydra) is the source of this 2380-nucleotide messenger RNA. The record is from RefSeq and is a predicted model, not a curated record. NCBI's taxonomy places the organism in Eukaryota, Metazoa, Cnidaria, Hydrozoa, Anthoathecata, Hydridae.